This is a messenger RNA of Coregonus clupeaformis (lake whitefish), 1555 nucleotides long. RefSeq names its product synaptosomal-associated protein 25-B-like. The record is from RefSeq and is a predicted model, not a curated record. Gene Ontology annotation, molecular function: voltage-gated potassium channel activity; syntaxin-1 binding; SNAP receptor activity. Bases 149 to 778 code for a protein of 209 amino acids. Gene Ontology annotation, cellular component: synaptobrevin 2-SNAP-25-syntaxin-1a-complexin I complex; plasma membrane. Gene Ontology annotation, biological process: exocytosis; synaptic vesicle fusion to presynaptic active zone membrane; synaptic vesicle priming. NCBI's taxonomy places the organism in Eukaryota, Metazoa, Chordata, Actinopteri, Salmoniformes, Salmonidae. The transcript has 9 exons.
GUAGGAUCUAGAAGGUGGGGGUAGCACGGAGGAGACAUUUUCCUGUCCUGAACCGACGACCGUCCGCUGAAAACAACUUCAGUUUUUACAGUAGCAGCCAGUUUUCUCAUUGUUUGGAGGCCGACGCCCAUCUCACGACCCAGAAACCAUGGCAGAUGAAGCGGACAUGCGCAAUGAGCUGGAAAACCUGCAGACGAAGGCGGACCAGAUAGCUGAUGAGGGUGAACGUGUGGCAUCUGAGUCGCUGGAGAGCACUCGGCGCAUGCUGGCCAUGGUGGAGGAGAGUAAAGAUGCCGGUAUCAGGACUCUGGUUAUGCUGGAUGAGCAGGGAGAGCAACUGGAUCGGUUUGAAGAUGGCAUGAACAAGGUCAACCAAGACUUGAAGGAGGCCGAGAAAGAUAUGAAGGGUUUAGGGCAAUGCUGUGUCCAGUUAUGUCCAUGUGUUGCCAAGAUAAAGGGUGGGGGCCAGGCGUGGGGGGCCAACCAGGAUGGAGUGGUGAACAGUCAGCCAGGGGCCCGUGUGGUGGACGAACGUGAACAGAUGGCCAUCAGUGGAGGCUUCAUCCGCAGGGUAACAGACGACGCCCGGGAGAAUGAGAUGGAUGAGAACCUGGAGCAGGUGGGUGGGAUCAUCGGUAACUUGCGUCACAUGGCCCUGGACAUGGGCAACGAGAUCGACACCCAGAACCGCCAGAUCGACAGGAUCAUGGACAAGGCUGAUUCCAACAAGACCAGGAUUGAUGAAGCCAACCAGCGUGCCACAAAGAUGUUGGGCUAAGCUGCAGCGACAAGUGCUUUAAACCCCCGACCCCAAAACCCCCAUCACCAUCCCUGCACCCCUCUCAAGCAUGUCACGGGACGGUGCAAACAUGCUUUUAUCAUGGUACUUUUGCUGCGUUCAUAACCAAGUGGGAAGUUGGUAUUUACCACAUACGACAGGAAAAAAUCCGCUUGAACGCCUCUCCAACUGGGAAACACGUCUAUCAUCCUGAGCUCCCACUACUCCCACAUGGUGACCUCUGACCCCACCUACAAAGGAAAUUACCUUGAUAACAGCAUUUUCGGCAGUUAAAUGUAACAAAACAUUAUUUAUAAAAAGCUAUAUAUUAAUAUGGUUUUUGAACACAAUCAUUUGUUUACCAGCAUGAUGGCUGUACUUUUAGUUUAUGGUUAAAGCAGCUUGUUGGCCAUUAGCCAAUCUGCGUUUCUCAACGUGGUCAAUGCAUGUGAAUGCAUCCAACUAGUAUUUACGACUUCACAACUGGUAAUUACCAUCUUCCCACUUGGUAAUUACUACCUUCUCACUUGGUAAUUACUACCUUCCUACUUGGUUAUGAAUGUAGCAUUACUCAGUAGGUUUGCACACAUGCACAUAUCAGACCCCCCCCACCUCUCCUCUUCCUCCUUCUCCUCUUCUUCCUGUUGUAAAUGUUGUUCUGUGUCGUCGGCCUUUGGCUUUUAUUUAAAUGAUAGUUAUGGUUAAUCGUCUCGUCCUCUACCCUCUGUUCUCUCUCCUCCUAAAGUUGUUCCUCUACCCUCCAUUCUGUCUCUCCUC